Salvelinus fontinalis (brook trout) is the source of this 5075-nucleotide messenger RNA. RefSeq lists its product as uncharacterized. NCBI's taxonomy places the organism in Eukaryota, Metazoa, Chordata, Actinopteri, Salmoniformes, Salmonidae. The coding region runs from base 2499 to 3710 and encodes 403 amino acids. The record is from RefSeq and is a predicted model, not a curated record. The transcript has 2 exons.
GCUUCCUAGGGUUAGAGGCAGAUGCUUGGAAUUUAGAGUGGUAGAAAGUGGUUUUAGCAGCAGAGACAGAAGAGAAAAAUGUAGAGAGGAGGGAGUGAAAGGAUGCCAGGUCCGCAGGGAGGCGAGUUUUCCUCCAUUUCCGCUCGGCUGCCCGGAGCCCUGUUCUGUGAGCUCGCAAUGAGUCGUCGAGCCACGGAGCAGGAGGGGAGGACCGAGCCGGCCUGGAGAAUAGGGGAAAUAGAGAGUCAAAGGAUGCAGAAAGGGAGGAGGGGAGGGUUGAGGAGGCAGAAUCAGGAGAUAGGUUGGAGAAGGUUUGAGCAGAGGGAAGAGAUGAUAGGAUGGAAGAGGAGAGAGUAGCGGGGGAGAGAGAGCGAAGGUUGGGACGGCGCGAUACCAUCCGAGUAGGGGCAGAGUGGGAAGUGUUGGAUGAGAGCGAGAGGGAAAAGGAUACAAGGUAGUGGUCGGAGACUUGGAGGGGAGAUGCAAUGAGAUUAGUGGAAGAACAGCAUCUAGUAAAGAUGAGGUCAAGCGUAUUGCCUGCCUUGUGAGUAGGGGGGGAAUGUGAGAGGGUGAGGUCAAAAGAGGAGAGGAGUGGAAAGAAGGAGGCAGAGAGGAAUGAGUCAAAGGUAGACGUGGGGAGGUUAAAGUCACCCAGAACUGUGAGAGGUGAGCCAUCCUCAGGAAAGGAACUUAUCAAGGCGUCAAGCUCAUUGAUGAACUCUCCAAGGGAACCUGGACGGCGAUAAAUGAUAAGGAUGUUAAGCUUGAAAGGGCUGGUAACUGUGACAGCAUGGAAUUCAAAGGAGGCGAUAGACAGAUGGGUCAGGGGAGCAAGAGAGAAUGUCCACUUGGGAGAGAUGAGGAUCCCAGUGCCACCACCCCGCUGACCAGAAGCUCUCGGGGUGUGCGAGAACAUGUGGGCAGACGAGGAGAGAGCAGUAGGAGUAGCAGUGUUAUGUGGUAAUCCAUGUUUCCGUCAGUGCCAAGAAGUCGAGGGACUGGAGGGAAGCAUAGGCUGAGAUGAACUCUGCCUUGUUGGCCGCAGAUCGGCAGUUCCAGAGGCUGCCGGAGACCUGGAACUCCACGUGGGUCGUGCGCGCUGGGACCACCAGGAAAAAACAGCACAUAAGCCAGAAAUGGAAGGGCUUGGGCUGAAUUCUGGAGACUGAGUGUACAUCAAGAUACACCAGGCUGGGGGUAUACUUCUUACAGCACCUGCAGUGGUAAAGAUCGUCAUGUCUCUCUUUGGUGGGUACAUAAUUCUCACAAGAAGUAAGGUCCAGCUGAAUAAUGGGUGAGCUUGAAAACACCAUGACAGAGGACAUGGAACCAGAGAGAGAGAGAGAGAGACUAGAUUCCACUGUAGACAUACUGGGUUGAGUUUGGGGGCUACUUGUUUUAUUUGUUAAUGCAUCAUGUGAAAAAGGAUAGAUGUUAGGGUAGUUGUACUCUAAACAACAUGUUGAAGGAAUUGAUGUGAAAGCAUAUACAGUGUUGAAUUACUUCAAGAAGAGAUAAUGUUGAUUAAGGUUAUGCACAUGCUUAUCAGUUGAAAUGGAGCAGAUGGGAAACUAAGUAAAAAAUGACAUGAUUUGGGAACACCUCUCAGAACCUGGGGCCGAAAGCGGAAGACUGGGUGGAAACAUGAGGAAGAUUUUCAGGGCUUUUGUUUUUGUGGAAGUCCAGCAGAAAAGUAUCCUGGAGGCAUAGAGUCAGGUGAAGAGAGAGUGGGAAUUGUCAUGGUCUCCGAUUUCAGUUUUCAUGAAUAUAUUUAUGCAUAACACAUAACAUUGUCAAUACUGUUAUGUUUUGUCUUUUGCUUUCCAAGUCUUAUGUUUAGGAAACCAGAAGGAGAGGGGUUCGCCAGCUUCAGCUGGAAUGUCAGUUUGUUGUGUGAUGAGUGAUGGAAGUAAGAGGAUGUAUGGUGUAAUCAUGGAACAGAGGCCAUAAGUCUCUAAGUCUGAAUGCCUCACAGAAAGAAGGCAGAAACCUGAACCAGGACAAGGUUCCACGUUUUAUGAUCCAAGGGGACCAGAAGGACCUCUCCCAGUGAUACCAGGAGAUCUAGUGUACAUUUGAGUGUUCUGGAGGAAGUGGGAUCAACCGAGGAGAGAAGAACCAUACGAGGUGGCCAAAGCAACAAGAACGGCCAUCCAAGUGAAAGGAAGCCAGACGUGGUACCAUCUGAACCACUGCACCCGAGUCCCAACAGAGAGAAGGACACAACCAUAUAGAGAUGAGGACACAGAGGAUGCUGAUCCACCAGGCAGGAGCCCGGAAGGAGCAGGAAGAGCGAAAGCAAUCGAGACGCCAGGGAGGAGCCAAAAGAACAGCAGACCAAGUGAAAGCCAAAAUACGACAGGUGCAUCGCCUAAGGCACCCAGAAGAAGACGAAGGAAAGACAAACCCUGGAGAGAGAACCUGCGAACAACCAGUAUUCCCUCCUGUGGGGCCAGAGAGUUCAGGGAUGGGAUGGAGUAACAUGCCUGCUACUCUUAAUGACAUACCUGUUGUGGCAGACCUCCUUGAAGGAAACCCUCCACAGUGGGACCCCGAAGUACCACCUACAGAAUGGGAACAUCUCUUCCCUGAAAUUAAUACCUUUCCAGAUGGAAGCCCAGUCCGGCCUGAGGAGGGAGCCUCAGGGGAAGAAAGAGGAGGAGAGGCCUCACAAGGAACAGAAGGAGAGACCCCACAAAGAGGAGGAAAAGUCCCGCAAGCUGAAGAAAAUGGGGAUUUCCCCACAAUUGACUUUUCAGCUCUUGGAUGGUCCCCUUAACAGACAAUUGAAAUUAGAACCACAGCAGAACAAUGACAUUGACAUAACAGAAGUAACAGUGAACGCUAGUAUAGAAACAACAGACUCACUCACAAUCAAGAAGUAUGGUGUAAGCAGGAAGAGAAGAGAGGAAUCAGUCGAACAAUCCAAAAAGACUGACAAGGUUAGAAUCUCUGUUCCACCUCAACUCAUAACAGAAGCAGGAGAACUGAAGUCUAUUUCAAUCAUAAGGACCAAACCCUUACCGGAGAUUGCACUCUGUGGAUGGACACAUCACCAAACAAAGGGAGAAGUCAUUAGGGACCCGAAAGGAUGUGACCUGACAUUAAUCCAAGAAAAAGACGAGUGGGUGCUCAUCAUGAACAAGAUUGAACCAUUGGAAGGUGAAGAACAUAUAGUUGAAAUAACAAGAACAACAGUGACCGAAGGGAGUAGCAGCACGGUCAUUAGAAUUGAUCCCACCCCUGCACCUGAACAGGAAGAACCUGUGACAACUAGAACAACGACAACAACAAUGGUGGAAGCUGCUGUGAAGACUACCGUAGCUACCACUAAGAUAACAUCAACUGCCCUUACCAAGCAGUCCACUGUACCCACAAAGAAACCUGAGACAUCAGAACCAGAAGGUUUUUUUACUGACAUUUGGAACUUUAUGAUAAACACCAACAAUCUGCCUCGAGAAAAGGACAAUGUGACUCCAACUGAUGCUUUAACCCCAGAACUAUACAAGGACAACUCAUUGGAGAAAUUAGUGGGAAAUGAAUGGUAUGAAUGGGCUAAGUAUACGGCAAACAAACACAGAAUGGACAAUUGUAUUUAUUGUAGCAAAUCACCUUUGUCUGAUUUUUUGAUAGUACCUGAACUUGCAUCAUUUGAAGAAUGUGUUAAAUGGAAAAUGUAUUCAGAGAAAAUACUACCUUCCUUUGUGUAACAUAGAAUGCAGUUUGGCAUUAGGUAACACUAAAGGCAAAAGUGAAUUAAAUAAAAAUAUGUUGGGAGAACAUGAAUGUGCAACAUAUGACAUAAGAACUGAAUGUUCCUCAUAAUGAUAGGUUUACUAUUGUAAAAAGAAAAAAUGAAUGUUUCUACAGCUAUGGAGAUAAUGGGAUGGAUGUGGGAAAGACUAUAGUUAAUUGAAUAAACUAUUUGGGUGUUAGAAACUGCAGGAGUUAGUAAAUUUGAUAAAGGAAUUGUUGUGAAACACAAAGGUAAAUGUGGUAAUAUAACUCAAGUAACAUUAUAUCUUGAAAUGUUAAAGAAUCAGGAUUAAGGAAUAGCUGAUCGUUUCUGGAUGAGUGGACAUACUAUAUGCUCAUUGCUUCUUCACAAUAUAAUGAUUGAUUAUAAGUGUUUUAUUUUUUACAGACUAGAUAUUUUACUCCUAUCUAUGUUAUUGUUUGGAGAUGUUUGGUCUAGUUAGAUUUUGUAAGUGUUUUAUGUUUCAAAUUGGAUCUUUUACUCCUAUCUGUAUUAACGUUUGGAGAUGUUUGGUCCAGUUGACCUAUAUGCUUUAUUCACAGUUAACCUGUAUGCUUUAUUCACAGUUGAUAAUCUUUUUGCUCAUCUUUGGUAUUGACCUUCACCAUCUUGAUAUCCUUUUAGUAUAGUGUGUGGGACUGAUUAGCCCAGAGGAGGGAUUUGUGGUAGUUAUUGUUAUAUAUAGAGACAGAUAUGACACUAUUGAGCAAAGACAGGUGUACAUUAGACCACAAGAGGAGAAGGCGACACUUGAGUGCAUUUGCCAUUCUGGAAAGAACAGGAAACCAAAGAUUAGCAGACAUGAGUGAAGGGCCACAGGCUGGAGGGAACAGGAAACCAAGAAUUAACAGACAUAAUGGCCAAAGCCAUAAAAUGCAUAAAUGCUUAGGGUAAAGAGAAAGAGGCGACACUUAAGUGCAUUGUCUAUUGUAGAGGACAGGAAACCAAAGCAAGGAUAUGAGUCCAUAGGACAGCUGGACAUACUGAGGUCAGAGGGACAAACAAAAGAGGGUGCCAGCCAAAUGACCAACAGAUGGACUAUAGACAUAGUACAUAUAUCCAUCUUAGGACACGAAAGGGUCCUGCCACCAUUGUAAUCUAAUCAAGAGCGGAUACAGGCGUUAUUGGGCAUGAACAAGCAGGAAGCCUGAACUGAAAGAUAAUGGUGGCAGAUGACCUGAGGGAAGUAACUUCAAUAACAUGUGGAAUGGACUCAUAUGCUGUGUGUAUAAAUACAGAGCCAGUGCUCUGGGAAAGGGUGUGUUCCGCGGACCAUCUAGGCUUCUGAUAUAUUUGUAUUAAAGUCUAUAUUAAAGUC